Molecule: messenger RNA, 1054 nt
Organism: Colius striatus (speckled mousebird)
Lineage: Eukaryota; Metazoa; Chordata; Aves; Coliiformes; Coliidae
Product: C-C motif chemokine 5
Exons: 3
Coding region: 280-552 (90 amino acids)
Biological process (GO): immune response; inflammatory response; G protein-coupled receptor signaling pathway
Cellular component (GO): extracellular region
Molecular function (GO): chemokine activity; CCR chemokine receptor binding
Source: RefSeq, a predicted model, not a curated record
CCCUCAGGCGGGUGCUGAUGUGCUAAGACUUGCCUCACCUCACACAAAGGCUAUUUUGGUAUAUCCUAGACCUGCUGCUUCCUUUUUUUUCCCCCUAAUCAUUACUAAGGCAAAGGUGCUGUGACAUCAGUUCUGUUACACUUCGGAAACUCCAAGCACUUGCCUUGAAAUCCAUGUGACAGGGCUGGUCACCAGCCCUUAUAAACAGCAACAACUGAGCAUCUCACACCAGAUACCAGAGGAAUCAGCUCCUGCCUCUGCAGCUCAUCUCUCUCCACAAUGAAGGUCUCUGCAGUGUGCCUCUCCAUCAUCCUCCUCGCUGCCCUCUUUCCCCAGGCUCCUGCUGCUCCCAUUGGGGCUGAUACCACCGUGUGCUGCUUCAGCUACACCCUACGAAAGCUGCCCCAGAGCCAUGUGAAGGAUUAUUUCUACACCAGCAGCAAAUGCUCCCAGCCAGCAGUUGUGUUCAUCACCAGGAAGGACCGGGAGGUGUGUGCCAACCCCGAUGCCAGGUGGGUGAAGGAAUAUGUGAACGCCCUGGAGCUGCAGUGAGAGCUGGGAGCCCAAAGGUCUCUGCCCUGGACAAGUCCUGCAAGACCAAUCCAGCAGAGUCCUUUCAGAGACCUACAAAUGCACCUGCUGAGCCACCUUGGGACCCCUGAAGUUCCUUUUGUCUUGCAACUGUGUCACUUAUCCCCGAUGAUUCCAGCACCUUUCUGUGAUGCUGGGGACCUCCUGGCCCUGCAGACACAGCUCACUGGAGCCUGCUGUGUGACAUGUGGCUAAACUGUCCCUUCCUUGCACCUCUGCUGCUAGAAUGGGAGGGAGAUUUUUCUCCCCAGAGCUGUUUGUGGGAAGUGGUGUGCCCAAAGUGAGCAUGAGUGCUGCCUGCCAAGUCAGCUGCCUGGGCUUUGCCAUGGUAUGGUGGAUGCUGUGAUAAGAUUUGUCUCCUCAGGGAUGGAAGUGGUACACUGGUUACUGACAGGAUGCUCUUUGUGGAACCAGAUUGUUCAGCCUUGUUCUCAAAGCUCUGUCUCUUACUAGUGCCAAUGAA